Kockovaella imperatae is the source of this 708-nucleotide messenger RNA. Its product is annotated as P-loop containing nucleoside triphosphate hydrolase protein. The coding region runs from base 1 to 708 and encodes 235 amino acids. The record is from RefSeq and is a predicted model, not a curated record. Gene Ontology annotation, molecular function: gluconokinase activity. Gene Ontology annotation, cellular component: cytoplasm. The transcript has 5 exons. Lineage: Eukaryota; Fungi; Basidiomycota; Tremellomycetes; Tremellales; Cuniculitremaceae.
AUGGUGUCAGAAAGAGCUAAAGAGCUGUUCAAAGAGGAUGACGUAGAAUUGACAGUCCCGCCGAACGAGCCCCGUCCCGUGCUUCUUAUCGUCAUGGGGCCUGCUUCAUGCGGGAAAUCCACAAUCGGAAGUGGUAUAGCAGAAGACCUACACCUACCCUUCGUCGACGGCGAUACUUUGCACCCUCAAUCAAAUAUAGACAAGAUGAGCAAAGGGAUACCGUUGACUGACGACGACCGACUACCAUGGCUGGCUCUGAUAAGGUCAACGGCCGAACGAGUGUGCAAGGAGCAGUGGGAGCGUGGAGAGGUGAGGUCGAAAGACAAUGGAGGGCUGGGAAGGGCUGGCAUAGUCAUCGCUUGUUCUGCAUUGAAGAAAUGGUAUCGAGACAUUCUGAGAGGUGAUCCUCCCGCUCAUCCCGCUGCUCGACCAGAGAUGGAAGUGCAUAAACCAGCCACGGACAACCUCCAAACUCUGUUCCUCUACUGUCAUGGAACUCCAGAGCUCCUAGCUCAACGAAUAGCUGCUCGUAAAAAUCAUUUCAUGGGAGCUCAGAUGCUCAAAUCACAAUUAGCUACUCUGGAAUUGCCCAGGAACGAGCCUGGUGUCGCAUGGGUCGACAUCGACGGGACACCCCAGGAGGUCAGGGAGAGAGCGUUGCAGAGUAUGAAGGUUGUGGUGCGGAAAGAGGUAGAUGGGAAUGAAUGA